This is a messenger RNA of Aspergillus nidulans FGSC A4, 1912 nucleotides long. RefSeq names its product Y-family DNA polymerase. Gene Ontology annotation, molecular function: damaged DNA binding; DNA-directed DNA polymerase activity; magnesium ion binding. The transcript is spliced from 2 exons. Bases 74 to 1912 code for a protein of 612 amino acids. Gene Ontology annotation, biological process: error-free translesion synthesis; DNA repair. Lineage: Eukaryota; Fungi; Ascomycota; Eurotiomycetes; Eurotiales; Aspergillaceae. The record is from RefSeq and is a predicted model, not a curated record.
AUGCUGCCUAGUUUGGAGAUCAACGAGCAUCAGCCGCGAAAAUUCUCUUUCAUUAUAACUGCGACAAUGUUUCAUGGAGGAGGAAAGAAUCAGUAAGGGUGAACAGCCCAUAAUAAAAGGCUACGAGUCUCCUAGUGUCGAUGAGAGUCUUAAAUAUCAGCUGUUGGGGCCUUCCUUGAUAAAGGCGGGCCAGGACUCGGUUGACCAGAGAAAGGUCUCUGAAAUCAUUUAUAAUGCCUCUAAAGGCUCCAAGUUUUUCAACCAUGAGCAAAUCCGCGAUAAUGUCCUCACAGAGAAGAUACAGCGGAUUCUGAAGGAAAAGACGCGCCUUGAGAGUCUGAACCUCUCUGUCGACUUACGCUUAGCGGACCAGGUCUUUGCUGAGAUAGAGUCCACCAGAGACCUCUCGCAGUAUGUGGUUCACGUAGACUGCGAUGCGUUCUUUGCUGCGGUUGAAGAGCUGGAUAGACCGGAGCUGAAAACUGUACCCAUGGCUGUUGGAAAGGGCGUUCUGACGACUUGCAACUAUGAGGCUAGGAAGUUUGGCUGCCGAAGCGGCAUGGCAUCCUUUGUCGCUAAGAAGUUGUGUCCCCAGUUAAUUUGCCUGCCGCAAAACUACGAAAAGUAUACGGCGAAAGCUCAAGAAAUCCGCGCCAUACUUGCACAAUAUGACCCUCAGUUCGAGAGUGCGAGCAUUGAUGAAGCCUAUUUGAACAUUACCGCUUACUGCCGCGAAAAGCAGCUUGAUCCAGAUGAGGCUGUCAGUCGCAUGCGUGCCGAGAUUCUAGAGAAGACCAAGAUCUCUGUCUCUGCCGGAAUUGCAGCAAAUGCGAAAAUUGCAAAAAUCUGCUCGAAUCGCAAUAAACCAAAUGGCCAGUUCCGUGUUCCAAACGAGAAGAAUGCUAUCAUGGAAUUCAUGAGAGAUCUUCCUAUGCGCAAAAUUAAUGGCGUGGGCAGAGUGUUCGAGCGGGAACUCGACUCAAUCGGCAUCAAAACAUGCGGCGACAUUUUCCCACAACGUGCCUAUUUGGCUAAGCUAUUCGGUGAAAAGGCUCUUCACUUUUUAGCGCAGUGCUAUCUCGGAGUAGGCAGGACAAAAAUUCAACCAGCUGAAAGCUACGAGCGCAAAAGCGUCGGCACCGAGAGGACAUUUCAUGAGAUCAGUAAACGAGAAGAGUUCAGAGAGAAACUCUGGUCCUGUGCUCAAGAACUAGAGAAGGACCUGUCACGUACUCAAUUUAUGGGUCGUACACUGGUUCUUAAGGUCAAGUUGGCUACUUUCGAGGUGUUAACCCGGCAAUAUCAGCCCGCAAGGGCCGUGUCUACGGCCAAAGAUCUCUUUACAUCUGCCCUUCCGAUGUUAGAGAAACUCGAGAAGGAGAUUCCCAAUAUGAAGCUCCGUCUGCUCGGUAUUCGAUGUACCAACCUUGUGAGCACCAAGAAAUUCGACAUGAAUUUCUUCGGUGCCGCUGCGCGGAGACAACCUGUGCCAGAUACUGCAAUCGAGUCUCCCGUGGAACAAGAAAUAAAUGCAGAAGAAGCCUUCGAGAAGGCGGCCCGCGAGGAGCUCCAGAGCGAUAUGCAGGCUCUAGAAAGGCUCAGUCAAGAAACACCCGAAGCUGGAGGUGACCAGAUUGAGAUAAGCCCAACGCCGACCACCGCCGGUAAACUACUGGCUCAACCGGAGUAUUGGGACUGCCCUAUUUGUUCAAUGCCUCAAAUCGCGGACGAUAGGAAGUUUAAUGACCAUGUGGACUACUGUUUAUCGAAGCAAACGAUCAAAGAGGCUAUCCAGGAUGAUUCGCCGCAACUGCAGCCGCAAGCUCAACCAGCACCACACAGCACACGAAAGCGAAAGACUGCUUCUCGAGACAGCGUAGACCCGCGACAGAAACGUCUUUUCUUCACUUAA